CCUUCUCUUCUUCUGUCUCCUCCUCCCGCAGCUGCAGUCACUUCUCAUUUCCACGCCACACUCCCAGGUGUAUUGUGGCUGCUGUGCUCUCAGACGGAGAUUCCAUCCCAGGCAGCCUCUUUUGCUCUCUCAAGUUGCCUUAACAGUCGGUGCCUUUCCUCAGACCUCCGAUCCUGCUUCCAAUGGCCACAGAAUGGCCAGGACGCUUCGGGGCCGUAGCCAGCUGCCUGAAAUUCCUGCUGAUCCUCCCGGUCCUGAAUUUUUCUUGUGAAGCCUGUAAGGAUGUUACUUUCUAUGUGCCUAUUGAAUUAGAAGCUAAGGAAAUUAUUGGCAGAGUUAAUCUGGAAGAAUGCUUCAAGCCUGCAAACCUUAUUCAGUCAGGUGAUUCUGACUUUGGAAUUGUAGAAGAUGGUUCAAUAUAUCCAACAAGGACACUUUCGUUGUCUUCAGGGAAGAGAUCUUUUAUCAUAUACCUUGUAAAUACUCAGAAUUGGAAACAAAAGGAAAUAAACGUAACAUUGGAACAUCAAAAGAAGAAACUGAAUAAAAGACAAGUAAAAGAAACAAUUCUCAGACGUGCCAAGAGAAGAUGGGCUCCUAUUCCAUGUUCGAUUCAAGAGAAUUCCUUGGGUCCUUUCCCUUUAUUUCUUCAACAGAUCCAAUCUGAUUCAGCCCAGAAAUAUACUGUUUACUACUCCAUCAGUGGGCCUGGAGUUGAUCAAAAACCUCUCAAUUUGUUUUAUAUAGAGAAAGAUACUGGGAAUUUAUUUUGUACUGGUCCUGUAGAUCGUGAGACAUAUGAGGCUUUUGAGAUAGUAGCCUAUGCUUCCACUCCAGAUGGAUAUUAUUCAGACUCUCCUUUACCACUUACUAUCAAAAUUGAAGAUGAAAAUGACAACUACCCAAUGUUCACAGAAACAGUUUAUAAUUUUGAGGUUCUUGAAGGCUCUAGAGUUGGUACAACUGUGGGGAGGGUAUCUGCCACAGAUAGAGAUGAACCUGAUACAAUGCAUACACGCCUGAAGUACUCCAUUAUGGAACAACAACCACCAUCUCCUAAAUUAUUUGCAGUGCAUCCUGUUUCAGGUGUGAUUACCACAAUAUCACAUCAGCUGGACAGAGAGGUAGUAGACAAAUACAAAUUGACAAUGAAAGUACAAGAUAUGGAUGGUCAAUUUUUUGGUUUGAUGAAUACAUCAACUUGUAUCAUUUCAGUAAAAGAUGCAAAUGAUCAUGCCCCCACUUUCAUAAAGUCUAUGUAUGAAAUAUCAAUUGAAGAAAAUACAAUCAAGAAGAAUAUUUUGCGAGUAGCUGUACAAGAUAAGGAUUUGCCUAACACUGCUAAUUGGAGAGCUAAUUAUACCAUUUUAAAAGGCAAUGGAAAUAAAAAUUUUGAGAUUGUGACAGAUCCCAAAACCAAUGAAGGUGUUUUAUCUGUUAUUAAGCCACUGGACUAUGAGGAAAAUAAGAAGGUGAUGCUGGAAAUUGGUGCAACCAAUGAAGCCCCAUUUUCUAUCGAUAUACGGAGCAUAAGCACAGCUGUGGUAACAGUAAAUGUAAUAGAUCAGAAUGAAGGUCCGGAUUGCAGGCCAGCAGCACAAAGUGUUCGCAUUAAGGAAGAUGUAUCUGUGGGGACAAGAGUUAAUGGGUAUAAAGCACAAGACACAGAAACCAGAAGUGGCAGUGAUAUAAGGUAUAAGAAAUUAAAUGAUCCCAAAGGAUGGGUCACCAUUGAUGAGACUUCAGGGUCAAUAAUAACUUCCAAAAAACUGGACAGAGAGGCAGAGGGCAUUAAAAAUGGUGUAUAUAGCAUUACAGUGCUAGCAACAGACAAAGAUGGUAAAACAUGUACUGGCACCCUUGGAAUUAUCCUUGAAGAUGUGAAUGACAAUGCCCCAGUCAUCCUUCAAGAUAAUAUAGUACUUUGCAAACCAAAGAUGGGACAAAUGACAGUUGUUGCUGUCGAUCCUGAUGAUCCAAUGAAUGGACCUCCAUUUGAUUUCAAAUUAGGACUUGGUUCUCCUGAUAUCCAGAAAAUAUGGACAGUGACCAGAUUGAAUGAUACAUCUGCAUAUCUUUCAUAUCAGAAUAACGCUCAAUUUGGAAAAUAUGCCAUACCUAUUACUGUGAGUGACAGACAUGGAAUGUCUUCAACAAAGAUGAUGCGUGUUAAUCUCUGUGAUUGUGUUCAUCCAGAACAAUGUGAAUCUGCAAGAUCAGCAUAUGCAGACACAAGACUGGGCACAUGGGCCAUCCUUGCAAUAUUAUUGGGCAUAGCAUUACUAUUUUGCGUUUUAUUCACAUUAGUCUGUGGAAUUUGGAGUCCCUCAAAAGUAAAAAAACCAUUUCCUGAUGAUAUGGCUCAGCAGAAUUUAAUUAUAUCAAAUACAGAAGCUCCUGGAGAUGACAGAGUGUGUUCCACAAAUGGAUUUGCAACCCAGAUGUUGAACGGAAAUGGCCAAAGUAUUUGUGGCACAUUAGGAUCAGGAAUUAAAAAUGGGGGACAUGAAUGCUUUGAAAUGGUGAAAGGAGGACAUCAGACCUUGGAAUCCUGUCGAGGAGGGCAUCAAACUCUGGAAUCCUGUCGAGGAGGGCAUCAAACUCUGGAAUCUUGUCGAGGAGGGCAUCAAACUCUGGAAUCUUGUCGAGGAGGGCAUCAAACUCUGGAAUCCUGUCGAGGAGGACAUCACAUUGUAGAUUCAUGCAGGAAUGGAGGACAUGUUGAAGUUGAUACUUGCAGAUAUACAUACUCUGAGUGGCACAAUUAUACUCAACCACAUCUUGGUGAAAAGUUGCAUCUCUGCAAUCAGAAUGAAGAUAACACCAAUGCUCAAGAUUAUGUUCUAUCAUAUAACUAUGAAGGAAGAGGCUCCACGGCUGGUUCUGUAGGGUGUUGCAGUGAGCGCCAUGAUGAAGAAGGGUUUGAAUUUUUAGAUCAACUGGAACCCAAAUUUGCUACAUUAGCACAAACAUGCAUGAAGAGAUAAAUGUGUUGAUAAUAAUUCUUUACCUUUUUUCACAUAGUUUAGAGGAAAUUAGAAAAAAUUUAAAUUUGAUGAUUAUGAUGAGGGUGAAUUUUUCUACAUUUUGAAAAGAGGAUGUAUUUAUCCUCACACAAUUUUUUUUCCCUUUAAAUCUAUUUACCUCUUCCAAGAGGCAAUACAAGGCAAAAUCAAAUCACUUUUCUUUAUAUGGAGGGCUAAAUAGAUAAAUGACUAUUUCUAAGCCUCCAUUAUAAGAAUUAAAAAUUAUAUAUUCACUUGUAUAUUUCCUUCUCCCUCUUUCCCUCAUCCUAAAAUAUAUAUUGCUAUUAAACUUUGGUGAUGAUGCAUUGACAGCAUACCAAGUGAUUUCCAUGCCAACAAUCCUAUAGAAUAUAAUAAUUUCAAACUAAAUAUAAGACAAUAUUUGAAACUUUUGUUAGGUGAGUUAGUUCCUUGAUCAUGUAGCAUGAUGGGAGAGAGUGAAUAGAAAGGCAGGAAGAAAGGAAGGAGAGGGAGAGAGAAGAAGGGGAAGAUGAGAGAAGAGGGAUAGAGGUAGAGGGGGAGAGAGAAUUUUAUAUUCAUUACCUAAAAAUGAUAGUUUUUUAAAAAAAAGUAGCUCUUUAUUAAACUAACUGAAUAUAAUACUUACUGACUCUUGAGUCAGAUAACCUGGAUUCAAAUUCUGCCUUUGAUGCUUAUUAUUUGUGUGACUACCAGUAAGUGGUAAAUGAAUAUUAAUAUUCAUCUGGCUCAGUUUCUUCAUCUGAAAAAUCAUGGGCCCAGCACCUUAUCUAUAAUCUUACAUUAAAUAUAUAAGUUUCUUAAUAUUCAUCUGGCUCAGUUUUCUCAUCUGAAAAAUCAUGGGCCCAGCACCUUAUCUAUAAGUUUACAUUAAAUAUAUGUUUCUUAAUAUUCAUCUGACUCAGUUUCCUCAUCUGAAAAAUCAUGGGCCCAGCAUCUUAUCUAUAAUCUUACAUUAAAUAUAUAAAACUCCUUUAUUUUUCUUUAUUCUCUCCGUGAAGUAGAAAAUCUUAUUAAUUUCUCUGACUUGGCUGUUCCGUUCCAGUUAUUGGCAGAAAUAAGAAUGACCUUUCAGUACUAAAACUGCAGGAUCAACAACAUAAAUUUCUCUUUGAAGAGGAGGGUAACAUUAUUUGCUUCUGAUUGGGCAUUCUCUUUUCAACAUAAACCUCUAAUAAUGUGUAGCAUUGCAGAGUGUUAACCUUUUACUACUUAUGAACAAUGAAAGUAAGUUUUAAUAAUAUUUAAUUUUCCAUAAUUCCUUUGACAUAAAGUGGCUAAUACCUUUUUUAGAGUUGUGAUUUUACACCUGAACUUUGUAAGCCAUAAGCAGUGAAGACUGAGUACAUAAUAGAGUGUUUUGUGUCAAAAUCAGAGCAGAAUAACAACCAGUAUUUUUUUAUAUAAUUAUUAUCUUCAUGACUGUUAGUCACUUUUGGUAAUUCCCAAAAUAGCUGGAUUAUGAACAUUCUGUAAACCAGGGAUGAGAAGAGAAACCUUUUUUCUGCCAAGGGCCAUUUGAAUAUUCAUGGCAUCAUUUGCAGUCCAUACAAAAUUAUAAAUUUAUAGAACUCAAACAGUAAAGGUUAUUGUAUCUAGAUUUCAGCUCAUCCUCUCCUGUAGUUGUCUAAGGAAAUGAUUUCUUGGCCCCCUUAUGGCCUGUGGACUUGAUAUUCUUAAAUCUUGCUCAGAAAUGUAGAGAUCAAGCUACUUCAUUCCCC
This is a messenger RNA of Sarcophilus harrisii (Tasmanian devil), 4726 nucleotides long. RefSeq names its product desmocollin-3. The record is from RefSeq and is a predicted model, not a curated record. The transcript is spliced from 16 exons. Gene Ontology annotation, molecular function: calcium ion binding. NCBI's taxonomy places the organism in Eukaryota, Metazoa, Chordata, Mammalia, Dasyuromorphia, Dasyuridae. Gene Ontology annotation, cellular component: desmosome; plasma membrane. Gene Ontology annotation, biological process: homophilic cell-cell adhesion. The coding region runs from base 183 to 2987 and encodes 934 amino acids.